AUGACCAUUAAGUCUACUGUCGAAAGUGUUAUGUCUGAACAUUUAAGGGCUAUCAAUGAACAAAUGGUGGGCUUCCAGGAGGCAAUGUCUUUCUUCAACCAUUUAUAUGAGGACCUGAAAACAAAAAUAGAAGAAAAAACAACCACUGUUGUUGAGCUACAGAAGGAGAACGCUGAAUUGAAGUCAUUUGUGAGGGAUCUCAAUAACAGGUUGUGUUCGGUAGAACAAAAUAUGCGUGAAAGUAACGUCGAAAUUGUUGGCGUUCCUGAAUUCAGAAAUGAAAACUUAAUCAAUACAGUCGUGCAAUUAGCCAAAACCGUGGACAGUCCCAUUAACGACGAAGAUGUCCUGCAUGUGACUAGAGUUGCAAAAAUAAACAAGCAAAGUGAUAAACCACGCUCAAUUGUUGUAAAACUUCGUAGUCCCCGAAAGCGUGACGUCUUACUCGCUGCUGUCUCCAACUUUAACCGGAAAAAUGCCAAAGAAAAACUAAGCUCGCAGCACUUGGGACUUGGUGGCCCUAAAGUCCCAGUUUUUGUCGCAGAACACCUGACACCGGCUAACAAAUCGUUACAUGCAGCUACUCGUAAAAAAACCAAAGAACAAGGUUACAAGUUUAUCUGGGUACGCAAUGGUAGAAUAUUUGUACGUAAGGAUGAAAUACAUAGUCUAUAG
Molecule: messenger RNA, 675 nt
Organism: Helicoverpa zea (corn earworm)
Lineage: Eukaryota; Metazoa; Arthropoda; Insecta; Lepidoptera; Noctuidae
Exons: 2
Coding region: 1-675 (224 amino acids)
Source: RefSeq, a predicted model, not a curated record